GCAGUGCGCAGGCGCAAAACAUUCGUGUCCUUCUCUCGUCGCUCGACGCAGCGGGUGUUGAAUGCGAUUCAGCGCGGCCGUUCGACCACAUGUUAUCAACUGCAUAAAACUUCGAAGAAGUUGUGAAAAUAUCUGCCGUUUAAACCCAGUUUCAUGGAAGAUUCUGGUGAGCCCAUGACCGGGAUGUUGGACACGAAUGCCCCUGAUAACGGGGACGCUCCUGCUAUGGAGAACACAGGAGCCGAAUACGGCACAGACCCGACCGCGACCGACUGGACGGCGGCGCAGGCUCCUCUCGCGAACCCGGAAACCCAAGAAUACGAGCAGGUCCAGCAGGCGUCUACAUUAGAACAGUACCAGCUUUACUCAAUGGAGCAUAUCAAAUCUGCAGCAGAGAACAUCGACCACACGGCCAGCGCUUCAGAUCCCAGCGCGGAGAGCUCUGAGCAGCAGACGGAGUCGAACGGACAGCAUGCGGAGCAAGACGCGGCGAAGCAGACGGGAGCAGGCGACUCGGAGAGCCCGUCCAAUAUGGAGCUGGAAGACGCGCCCAAAGAAACGGCAGAAGCGGUGGAACCGGCAGCAGACGCAGAUGCCGCAGACGCAACCGCCACACAAGAUCCUGCGCUUCCUGCAGAAUACGAGCGGCUGUCGAAGGUUGUUGAGGAUAAUCCUGAAGACUUCAAUGGCUGGGUCUAUCUUUUGCAGUAUGUUGAACAGGAGAACCACUUGGUGGCUUCAAGGAAGGCGUUUGACGCCUUUUUCCUGCACUAUCCCUACUGUUAUGGCUACUGGAAGAAGUAUGCUGAUAUCGAGAAGAAGCACGGCUACAUACACAUGGCUGAUGAGGUUUACCGGCGAGGUCUGCAGGCCAUCCCGCUCAGCGUCGACCUGUGGCUGCACUAUAUCACUUUCCUGAGAGAGAACCAAGACACCAGCGAUGGAGAGGCUGAAAAUCGCAUCAGGGCGUCCUAUGAACACGCCGUUCUGGCCUGUGGAACGGAUUUCCGUUCGGACCGUCUGUGGGAGGCUUACAUCGCAUGGGAGACGGAGCAGGGGAAGCUGGCCAACGUCACGGCCGUCUACGACCGCAUCCUCUGCAUCCCCACCCAGCUGUACUCGCAGCAUUUCCAGAAGUUCAAAGAGCACGUCCAGAGCAACAACCCCAAGCACUUCCUGUCUGAGGAGGAGUUCGUGCAGCUGAGAGUGGAGCUGGCAAACGCCAACAAGCCCAGCGGAGACGACGCGCCGGGCGAGGAGCUUCCGCCGGGUACAGAGGACCUGCCGGAUCCUGCUAAGAGAGUGACGGAGAUCGAGAACAUGAGGCAUAAGGUGAUCGAGACGCGCCAGGAGAUGUUCAACCACAACGAGCACGAAGUCAGCAAGCGCUGGGCCUUCGAGGAGGGGAUAAAGCGGCCGUACUUCCACGUCAAAGCCUUGGAGAAGACGCAGCUGAACAACUGGAGGGAGUACCUGGACUUCGAGCUGGAGAACGGGACGCCGGAGCGCGUGGUGGUUCUGUUCGAGCGCUGCCUGAUCGCCUGCGCGCUCUACGAGGAGUUCUGGAUCAAGUACGCCAAGUAUCUGGAGAGCUACAGCGUCGAAGGCGUCCGGCACAUCUUCAAGAAGGCCUGCACCAUCCACCUGCCCAAGAAACCCACCGUUCACCUGCUCUGGGCCGCGUUUGAAGAGCAGCAAGGCAGCAUCGACGAGGCGAGGGGGAUCUUGAAGGCGAUGGAGGAGUCCGUCCCGGGUCUGGCCAUGGUGAGGCUGAGGAGGGUGAGCCUGGAGCGUCGCCACGGAAACAUGGAUGAAGCGGAGGCAUUGCUGCAGGACGCCAUCGCCAACGGGAAGAACAGCAGCGAGUCGUCGUUCUACGCCGUCAAACUGGCCCGACAACUCGUCAAAGUGCAGAAGAGCAUUGGAAAGGCCAAGAAAGUGCUGCUGGAGGCCGUCGAGAAGGAUGAGACGAACCCGAAGCUGUACCUGAACCUGCUGGAGCUGGAGUACAGCGGUGACGUGCAGCAGAACGAGGCUGAAAUCAUCGCCUGCUUCGACCGAGCGCUGAGCAGCACGAUGCCACUGGAUCAGCGCGUCACGUUCUCCCAGCGCAAAGUCGAGUUCCUGGAGGAUUUCGGCAGCGACAUCAAUGUGCUGGUAGCAGCAUAUGAACAGCAUCAGAGACUCGUAACGGAGCAGGAUUCACUGAAGAGAAAAGCAGAGAACGGCUCAGAGGAGCCGGACUCGAAGAGGCAGCGGACAGACGACCAAUCAGCAGCCUCGGGUCAGAUGAUGCAGGACAUGCAGGCCAAUCACGCCGGAUACAACUACAACAACUGGUACCAGUAUAACUCGUGGGGCGGUCAGAACUCCUGGGGUCAGUACGGCCAGUACGGUCAGUAUAACCAGUACUACCCACCGCCCCCCACAUAACGGAGCACGCCGGCCGUUUCUACUGCUGCUUCAGCGUUCAUCCCGUCUCCAAUCACACGUCGUGUGUUUCCUUUUUUGUUGGCACAUGUUGAAAAAUGAGCUUUUUCCUCUAAGUGCAAGUGAGUUUUUAAAGAGCUGAGUUGGUUUAGUGCUUCUGGAGGUUUAGUUGUGUUCGCUGACAGAUUGACAUUCGUAUGGAAGACUUUAUCCUCAUCUCUGCUCCUCAAUGUGAUCCUGUUUUCAGAGACAAACAUGACAUGAAGACGUUUUUUAUUUUGACUUGGUUUCAUAAUAAAGAGAUUGACAUCCUA
Messenger RNA from Labeo rohita (rohu), 2744 nucleotides. RefSeq names its product PRP39 pre-mRNA processing factor 39 homolog (yeast) (gene prpf39). The record is from RefSeq and is a predicted model, not a curated record. The transcript is spliced from 14 exons. NCBI's taxonomy places the organism in Eukaryota, Metazoa, Chordata, Actinopteri, Cypriniformes, Cyprinidae. Gene Ontology annotation, molecular function: protein binding. Gene Ontology annotation, cellular component: U1 snRNP; commitment complex; U2-type prespliceosome. Gene Ontology annotation, biological process: RNA processing; mRNA 5'-splice site recognition. Bases 154 to 2433 code for a protein of 759 amino acids.